Messenger RNA from Chionomys nivalis (European snow vole), 2253 nucleotides. RefSeq names its product Sp5 transcription factor (gene Sp5). NCBI's taxonomy places the organism in Eukaryota, Metazoa, Chordata, Mammalia, Rodentia, Cricetidae. Bases 768 to 1736 code for a protein of 322 amino acids. Gene Ontology annotation, biological process: regulation of transcription by RNA polymerase II. The record is from RefSeq and is a predicted model, not a curated record. The transcript is spliced from 3 exons. Gene Ontology annotation, molecular function: RNA polymerase II cis-regulatory region sequence-specific DNA binding; DNA-binding transcription factor activity, RNA polymerase II-specific.
CAACCCAAGCGCGAGUCUCCAGGCGGCAAGGCCCCCUUUGAUCAGGAAAAUCCAAUUAUUUGUGUAUAUACAUUUCCCACAUAGUGAUUACUUCAUUAAUUGUCCCGCCUUUAUCUCCUCCCUUCCCAUCCCCCCUAAUAAUCAGUUCUUUUAUCCAGACCAACAAACACACCAUAGGAGCUUUGUGGAUUCAAAGGAUUUGCUUUCGCUUCUGAAAGAGCCGCUAUUCUUUGAUGAUUGGGUAGCGGCAAACUUCAAAGCCAUAAAUCUUUCCUCUGACUGGCUGGCGGCCCAGCAAAGCCCUUAUCAAAUUCUUGGAGGUGAUCCUGAAGCGCUCAGAACGCGCGCGGGGCGAGCGAGCGGGGCGCGGGCGGGCGGGGAGGACUCGGAGGCACGCUGGGCGGCCGAUCGUCCUCGCCUUCGGGUGUCCAUGCCUCGGCGGCCGCGUCCCACUCCACAACGAGCGGCCUUCAAGCAGUAGCUAUGGCCGCUGUGGCCGUCCUCCGGAACGACUCUCUGCAGGCCUUCCUCCAGGUGCGACUGGAGUCAGACCUAGGCGCGCCCAUGCCAACGUGACAACUAAGCUGGACCGCACCCCCAGCGCCUCUCCGGACCUAGGCAAGCACUCGCCCCUGGCUCUGCUGGCCGCCACCUGUAGCCGGAUCGGCCAGCCUGGCACGGCUGCAGCCCCCGACUUCCUGCAGGUGCCCUACGACCCAGCUCUGGGCUCACCCUCCAGGCUUUUCCACCCUUGGACCGCCGCCGAUAUGCCCGCUCACUCGCCAGGCGCCCUGCCUCCCCCGCACCCCAGCCUGGGGCUGACGCCACAAAAAACACACCUGCAGCCGUCCUUCGGGGCAGCUCACGAGCUCCCGCUCACGCCCCCCGCGGAUCCCUCGUACCCUUACGAGUUCUCGCCGGUCAAGAUGCUGCCCUCGAGCAUGGCGGCACUGCCUGCCAGCUGCGCGCCCGCCUACGUGUCCUACGCCACCCAGGCCGCUCUGCCUCCGGGCUACUCCAACCUGCUGCCCCCGCCACCACCUCCGCCUCCACCGCCCACUUGCCGCCAGCUAUCCCCUGCCCCAGCCCCGGACGACCUCCCCUGGUGGAGCAUCCCGCAAUCGGGUGCGGGGCCGGGAGGCUCCGGGGUUCCUGGGACUAGCCUCUCCAGCGCCUGUGCCGGGACCCCCCACGCUCCCCGCUUCCCUGCCUCAGCUGCGGCUGCUGCAGCGGCUGCAGCUGCCCUGCAACGGGGCCUAGUGUUGGGUCCGUCGGACUUCGCGCAGUAUCAGAGCCAGAUCGCCGCGCUACUGCAGACCAAGGCCCCCCUGGCGGCCACGGCCAGGAGGUGCCGCCGCUGCCGCUGCCCCAACUGCCAGGCGGCGGGCGGCGCCCCCGAGGCGGAGCCGGGCAAAAAGAAGCAACACGUGUGCCACGUGCCAGGCUGCGGCAAGGUGUAUGGCAAGACGUCGCACCUGAAGGCGCACCUGCGCUGGCACACGGGCGAGCGACCCUUCGUGUGCAACUGGCUCUUCUGCGGCAAGAGCUUCACGCGCUCAGACGAGCUGCAGCGGCAUCUGCGGACUCACACGGGCGAGAAACGCUUCGCCUGUCCCGAAUGCGGCAAACGCUUCAUGCGCAGCGACCACCUCGCUAAGCACGUGAAGACGCACCAAAAUAAGAAGCUCAAAGUUGCUGAGGCUGGGGUGAAGCGGGAGAACCCGCGGGACCUAUAAGCUCACUUGGGCACCUCGGAAGCCACUCCUGCUCAGGACAUCCUACCCCGCACCUUUGCCGGCAUGCCCGGAGCAGACCAUCAAGGCAGCUGGCAGAGUGGAAACUUUAAAAAGGAACUUUUUAUUGUCCUCCUCCCAAAGCGUAGCCCUGCUGCUGUCCGGUCCUGCGCGGACAGGACAGGCAAAAAUGGGAACUAGAUCAUGGUUGAGAACCCUAAGUUACCCCCGGACAAUUCCAAAGUCCGAGCCAUCGCCUGCCUAGAAGACCUACAGGCAGGGAUUCCACCCCGGCCUGGCCUUGCUUGUAGGAUUCUCUGCUGAUGGAAAAAGGAAGGGCCUUAGGAGGUUCAAAACAGGGCUUGAGUUUUCACUAGGCCCGAUUCGGGCUUUGUACAGGUUAUUUAAUAAUAGCUUUGUUAAAGAGUAAUUAUAAUUAUAACAUUAAUAAAUGUUUCUGUUGUUCUCAGCUCCACCCAGAGCUACAGCAUGGUGUUUCUGUAAAGCGCUCAGCAGUUGC